AUGAAAUUCAUGCGUCCGACAACAUCAGUGAUAAGCAACAGCAGCAACAACAACAAUAACAAACAACAAGCAACAACAAUAAACAACGACGACAAAACAACAACAAGACGGCAACAAACAACAACAAUAAAUAAUAAUAACAAUAACAGCAAACAACAACAACAAGCAACAACAAUGGCGAGCAACAACAAUACCAAACAACAACAAUAA
This is a messenger RNA of Loa loa (African eye worm), 210 nucleotides long. RefSeq lists its product as hypothetical. The record is from RefSeq and is a predicted model, not a curated record. Lineage: Eukaryota; Metazoa; Nematoda; Chromadorea; Rhabditida; Onchocercidae. Bases 1 to 210 code for a protein of 69 amino acids. The transcript is spliced from 2 exons.